AUGGAACAUGAACGAGCUUGUAAAGAAUCAAAAAAACUUCAUUUGAAUUCUUUACAUGGUUAUCAUUAUGAUAGUCAAUUACAUCGUUGGAAAGGUCUUGAUUAUAGUAUUAGUACAACUCAAUCAAAUGCUAAACGUAAAGAACUUCAAUCAUUGACUAAGCAUUUUCUACGAACUCAUUGGAGAGAAAAACAUCAACAAUUUCAAAAUAUUAUCAAAGGACAAUAUAAUCCAAUAAAUAAUUCUAUUCAAUCAUCAGAUGAUCGUCCAUAUCAAUGUUCUCUAUGUCAAAGAAAGUUUGCUACUGAAAAUGCCGUAACUAAACAUCGAAAAGGUUGUACAGGAAAUCGACAGAUAGCUGUAAAGAGUCAUGAUAUGAGAAAUAAAAAUGUUAAAUAUUAA
Molecule: messenger RNA, 402 nt
Organism: Rotaria sp. Silwood1
Lineage: Eukaryota; Metazoa; Rotifera; Eurotatoria; Philodinida; Philodinidae
Source: the annotation of a GenBank genome assembly